AGGACUGAGCUAAUUCUGAAUUUGGGAACCCCCAAGGACUGAGCUAAUUCUGAAUUUGGGAACCCCCAAGGACUGAGCUAAUUCUGAAAUUUGGGACUCCGGAAAUACUGAACUAUUUCUGGAGCUAAGGAUCUCCAAUGCAUUAAUCGAGAUACCCCAAGAUUUAACUCUAGAAGCAGGGGGCCCCAUUGAUCUCUUCCAGGGGCCCCCAGGGACCUGUAUGAGAGAUCUAUAGAAGUGUCUACCUGGACCUGUUGCAGGAGCCCCGUUUUUCUGGAUUCCUUUGAUAUUUUGUGGGUGAUCAAAGGGACUUCGUUUACUGGAUGUACCCCUUGAACUCUAGUAUGGGGCCCCUGCGAUCCAGAGCUGUGCGGGCCAAGUGAAGUGGAUGUGCCAGGCUGAUCAGACAGCACUCAAACUCAGAGCAGUCCAUAGCUGGGGGGUGCAGUCUGUCACUCACACUCAGCCCAUUGCUGGGAGGACAGGGCGUGCUGUCUGUCACAGAGAAGCGGACGCAGUGAUUGCAAGCUCUGCGGUCCAGGACUAUGCAUUGUUCGGUCGCUGCCUUUCUCCUGGCCGGCUUCCUCUGUGCUGCCGGUAAUCCCACCCCGGAGCCCCCAGCCGGUUCCCAGGACUCCUGCUCGUCCUGCGGGUUCCGACCCCCGGAGGAGGUGGCCCGGGUGGACCAGGACAUCCUGGAGGCGGUGAAGAGGCACAUCCUGAGCCGACUGCAGAUGAGGGACCGGCCCAACAUCACCCACGCGGUGCCCAAGGCUGCCAUGGUUACAGCCCUGAGGAAGCUGCAUGCUGGCAGGGUGAGGGAAGAUGGCAGGGUGGAGAUACCCAACCUGGAUGGGCAUGCCAUGCCCAGCCUCGACCUGCAGGAACAGAGCUCCGAGAUCAUCAGCUUCGCAGAGACAGAUGAUCUUACGGCGUCGAAGGUACGGCUUGCCUUCACAAUCUCAAAUGAGGGGAACCAGAAUCUUUUCGUGUUUCAGUCUAAUUUGUGGCUUUAUUUGAAACUCCCGGAGAUUAUGGAGAAAAGUGGCAGACGCAAGGUCCGGAUUAAAGUGCACUUUGAAGACCCAGCAUUCCCAGGUAAAACGAACAUGGUGGAGAAAAAGGUUGACACCAGAAGAAGUGGCUGGCACACGUUCCCCUUGACAGAUACUAUACAAGCACUUUUCGAGAAGGGGGAGCGAAGGUUAAACCUUGAGGUGCAAUGUGAUGGCUGCGAAGAGCAUUCGGUUAUUCCAGUGUACGUGGACCCAGGAGAAGAAUCCCACCGACCCUUUCUUGUGGUACAUGCCCGAUUAGCUGACAACAAGCACCGGAUUCGUAAAAGAGGCCUUGAAUGCGAUGGGCGGACAAAUUUAUGUUGCAGGCAACAAUUUUACAUUGACUUUCGACUUAUUGGCUGGAACGAUUGGAUCAUAGCUCCAUCAGGAUACUAUGGGAAUUACUGUGAGGGCAGCUGUCCAGCUUACUUGGCAGGAGUUCCAGGUUCGGCCUCAUCUUUUCACACAGCGGUGGUGAAUCAGUACAGAAUGAGAGGCUUGAACCCUGGGACAGUGAACUCCUGCUGUAUUCCUACAAAGCUAAGUACAAUGUCUAUGCUAUAUUUUGACGAUGAAUACAACAUUGUCAAGAGGGACGUUCCGAACAUGAUAGUAGAAGAAUGCGGAUGUGCAUGAUAGGAAUAUCAGGACAAUUCCCAUAUACACUUUGCUUCCUCCUGGAGGGAUAUCACGCCACUGUGAUGUUAUGGGGAGGGAUCAUUUUGUGAGAUCAGUGGCAGUCUGUGGAUCUCAUAUCAUUCCGGCAUACAUUUUUAAGACAUAACUUACAAGACUGUAAGUAGCCAAGGCCGCACAAGGCAAUAUACUAAGGGUCAUUUUAAUGCCAGCAAGUGCCGAACCAUGAAUGGAAAGAGCAAAGAGGUUUCCAUCUGAAUCUGGGCUAGGAUAAUAAUUUGUGGAAUGAAAAGUUAACUUGUUCCUUAUUAGUGGUCAUACGUGGCCAAGCAACGUUCACAUUUGACGAUAUCUUCCACCAGUUUACCUUAUAAUAUUCUUACAGCACUUCCAAUGAGGAAUGUCUACUUUGAUUAAUGAAAGGCCAUAUGCCUCCAAGGCUGGGCUUCACAAACUCUCUAUGGUACGGAGGGCUACAAGCCCGUAUCAUGCCUGUCGUCUCCUCAUAGAGACAUCACAAACUAUGAUAGACUUUCUACAUGUUGUGUCCAACACAAACAUGAAGCCAUAGCACCAGUUGUCUUCUCAAAAAAGGGCAACAUGCAUAUUUUCUACUGUACGGACUUCAGUAUCUGUGGUACAAUAAGACAGCAGUGUCUGAAAAGUGAGCAUCACUGAGACCUGCACAAAAGACGAGUCACCGAACGAAUGUAGAGUUAUGUAACAUGUAUUGUUUGUUGUUUUCUUUUGCCGAUGGGUCAAGCAAAACAUUGUUUUGCACUCAAGGGAAUAAAACAUGGAUAGCAACAAGGGAAGGAUCGUGAUGAUGGACGGGGGAGAGGAUCCCAUAACUUCUCUCCCAAGUCUGAUAACACUCAGCAUAGCACUUGCAAAUGCUAGGUUCUCACUUCACAGCAUUUGCACCUCUUACUGCCUUGAAAAGUGAUACUUGACAGUGCACUUAAUUUCACUAAAUAUUCACAUAGCUCCUACCCUGCUGCAGGGGCCACUUACAGCAGUGAAAGAGUUAAACUCUUUAAAUAGCAUAAGGUAGUGCAGCUCAUGGCACACCUUGCAGACGCACAAAGUGUUAACGCAGCAGGCUCAGCUCCUUGGGAUAGCUCGAGAAACCUACCCCGGCUAACAGUGUGGCAUCUGCCAGCAGGGCUUAACUGAAGGAAGAUUCUCAGCAUACAGGAGAAGUGAGCCGUGAGGCUGAAUGAUUCCUAUCGCACACUCUCAGGCAGUCGCUUGUUACAUUGAAGCCAGGGAGCGUGUAAAGCAAAAAUAUUUUAGAAGGAAAGUUCAUUUUCUGGAAAAAUUAAGUAUUUUUCAAUUUGCAGAUGCUGAGGCCUAUAAAUGGCUGACCAAUUUAGGGCAGCACCGCUGAUUUGUGUGAACGCCAACCUUUUAGCUGUUAGACAGUGAAUUGUGGUGAAUUGACAACUGAAUGGCAAGAUUCAGCCCAAAACGGCAAAAUUAGAAAAAUACUCAAGUCUGAGAAUUUUUCCCAUUCUGUUAUUUUUGGCUAAACAGCUGUUGACUUCCCAUGAUGCACUCUGUUAGUGAAUGAGGGCUCCUUGGACUGUGAUUUCAAGCGAUAAUGGGAAGACAUUUUUCCUGUUUGAUGCAAGCUAUGUUUCUCAGAGCAACACAUUCCAGUAACAUCUUAUACACUGGCAUAUAAGACACACAACCAGCGGAACAGUUUUUUCCCUAAUAUAUAUUUUUUAUACUUGAAAAUACAUUUGUUUGCUUUUUUAUUUGUUUGUUUUUUCUUAAGCGAAGGAUUGCUUAGGAUGUUUUGCACUGAUAGAUGCAUUAUUAGUUCAAACUGCCAUUUGUAAAAGAAAAGAAAGUUGAUACUUUUAUCGCAAAUACGAGAAUAAAAGUACAAUGUGAUAAUACAUCUUUUAUGGAACCAAAGAGGCCAAUUUAUUAGAAGUAUUUCUUAAGCUUCAAAGCUCAGUUACAGUGUAGAUCAGGGAGGUGUCAUAACAUAGGCCUCUGUGUGUUUUUGGACUACAUCUCCCAUAAUUCCAUGCCAACCACUUUCUGGCUUAGAACUAUGGGAGUUGUUGUCCAAAGCAGAGUGCCAACUUGGAUGCCAGUAAUUUGAGCCGCUUCUCUAUUGGGCCUAUGGCUUUCUGCAGGCAACCAAUGUAUCGACUAUGCUUUUAUUGUCUUUCCAACCAACAAUGAUAAUUGUAGCAUCAAGUAUGAACAUUCCU
Molecule: messenger RNA, 3925 nt
Organism: Pelobates fuscus (common spadefoot toad)
Lineage: Eukaryota; Metazoa; Chordata; Amphibia; Anura; Pelobatidae
Gene: INHBB
Product: inhibin subunit beta B
Exons: 2
Coding region: 546-1694 (382 amino acids)
Cellular component (GO): extracellular region
Molecular function (GO): cytokine activity; growth factor activity
Source: RefSeq, a predicted model, not a curated record